AUGUACUAUCGCUGUAGAGAAGGACAGAAGGACUACUGGUAUGGAUCGGAGGCCAUGCUGCCCAACGGAAGCAAAAUGACCUUGUCUUUCAGUGAACUCCAUCCCCUGCGCUCCUCUUGGUCAAUCUCCUCCGUCGGCCAAUUCGACGUAGUCAGUACUGAAAGAAUCGCCUUCACAAAACAACCGCGCCAGUCAUCCUAUUUGUGUAUAACCGAGAAGAUUUCUGACAGCAAUGCUACUGAUUCUUCUCCGCCAUUCCAACGAAUCUGGAGUUUCAUCCUGAUUGAGAGCUGUAUUGUGGGAAGCUGGUCACUUCGCGUGUAUGUCCAUCCCUCGGCAUAA
Molecule: messenger RNA, 342 nt
Organism: Echinococcus granulosus
Lineage: Eukaryota; Metazoa; Platyhelminthes; Cestoda; Cyclophyllidea; Taeniidae
Exons: 2
Coding region: 1-342 (113 amino acids)
Source: RefSeq, a predicted model, not a curated record